AUGGCGCUGUCCAUGGCCGCCGCCCGAGGGGGGCUCUGGCGCCUCGGCCCCGCCGCCCUCGGCCCCCCCCGGGGCCGCACGGAGCUGCUGCCCGCCCUGGGGGCGCCCAGGUGCCGGGUGUGCAGGUCGCAGGUGUGUCCCCUCUCCUCCCGGGCCACCUCCCGGGCCCUCGUGGCCGCCGUGGUCGCCGUGGCCCGCAGGGUCAACGCCAGGUACGAGCGGUACCUGGAGAGGAGCUUCCCCCGGUUCUACCUCCUGUACAGCACCUUCACCUCAGGGAUCCAGGCGCUGUUCCUGGAGGUGAAGGAGAUCAGCAGGAUCAGGGCCAGGAUGUCCCGGCAGCGCCUCAAGGUGCAGCAGCUCCCGUACCGGGACAUGGAGCGGCUGCGCCAGUUCCGCAGGGACGCGCUCAAGGCCAUUCCCAUCGGGAUCAUCGCCAUCCCCCCCUUCGCCAACUUCCUGGUCAUCGUCCUCAUGUAUCUCUUCCCUCGGCAGCUCCUGAUCCGCUAUUUCUGGACGCCGCAGCAGCAGCGGGAGUUCCUGGCGGUGGACGAUUCCAUCCGCAGGGCCUCGUACCCCGCCGUGCUGCAGGGCCUGGCGCGGGCCGCGCGCUCCCUGCCCGAGCCCCGGCCCCGGCAGCUGCUGCAGCAGCUCUGCUCCCAGGUGUCACCCGCCCUCCUGGGGCUCCUGCAGGUGCAGGGAGGUGCCCGGCCCCACCUGGCCCAGCUCUUGGCCGUCAGGAGUUCCUUCUCGGGGUCUGCGCUGGUGCUGAGCGGGCUGCAGGUUGAUCACGUGAGAGCCCUGAGCCGGGUGCUGUUCCUGACCCCCCACUUACCGGCCGUUCUCCUGCGGCAUCGCCUGCUCAGCCACGUCCUGGAGAUCCGGCACCUGGACCGGGCCCUGCUGCGCUUGGGGCUGGGGCAGCUCUCUGAGGAGGAGCUGCGAGCGGCCUGUUACCUGCGUGGGCUCAACUCCACCCACCUGGGCAGGGCCGAGUGCGGGGCGUGGCUGGAGCAGUGGCUGCAGCUCUCCUGUGAGCUCCAAGCGUCCGAAGCGUCUCUCCUGGCCCACAGCAUGGUCCUGCUGUCCCUCAACUACAGCUGGCCCUCCGAGUGAUGGCCCCUCACCCCUCACCCGGCCUGGUGUCCCUGCCCUUGGGCACGAGUGCCCCGCCCGGGGAUUCCCAGCCCGGGCUGCCGAAAUCCCGAAAUCCUGAAAUCCCGGCGGAGCCCGCGCUGGGUCCUCACUCCCCUCGGAGCCCUCGGGAGCGGCCGGUGGGGCCGAGCACGACCAGGAGGCGUGGCCUCGUUGUGCCAGCAAUUAACUGCGUCCCGCUAAUUAUGGGAGACCGUGAGUGGCUGCGCGGCCCGGGGACGGCCCCAUGGGAUCCGGGCACUUCGUGCCGGAGGCUUUUCCCUCGUUUCUUUUGUGCACUGAACAGUCUUAAAUGUAAAACCCCCCGACCCCGAAGGGUUCGGAGACGCCCCCAAAUCCCACCUCGGACCUUCCCAGGAGGAUUCCGGGGUUUGUCUGUCCGGA
Myiozetetes cayanensis is the source of this 1539-nucleotide messenger RNA. RefSeq names its product LETM1 domain containing 1 (gene LETMD1). Gene Ontology annotation, molecular function: ribosome binding. Gene Ontology annotation, biological process: intracellular monoatomic cation homeostasis. The coding region runs from base 1 to 1116 and encodes 371 amino acids. Gene Ontology annotation, cellular component: mitochondrial inner membrane. Lineage: Eukaryota; Metazoa; Chordata; Aves; Passeriformes; Tyrannidae. The transcript is spliced from 9 exons. The record is from RefSeq and is a predicted model, not a curated record.